Molecule: messenger RNA, 1255 nt
Organism: Hibiscus syriacus
Lineage: Eukaryota; Viridiplantae; Streptophyta; Magnoliopsida; Malvales; Malvaceae
Exons: 1
Coding region: 71-1255 (394 amino acids)
Source: RefSeq, a predicted model, not a curated record
GAGAUAAGCUAAAAAAACUCUUGUCCGAAACGAUCUUUGUUCUUUUGUUUUACGUCUUUUUUUUCUUCCCAUGGGUUCCGGUAAUAGUGGUAGUUUGCAAUCUUCAAGUGGUGGCGGUGAAGAGUAUGAUUCACGCGUUGAGUCAAUCUCAGUUUUUUUCAACCAUAGCCCAUUGAGCCGUAUCGGUCAUAAUCCUUUGGGUAGCCAACCGCCGCCGCUGCCGGUGCUAAAGCAACCACAGAGCAACUCUUCAUCGACUAUGUUCGACCCUUUAUCGUACUUAGAUCAUCAUCCUUUAUCAAGAUCGGUCCUUAAUCUCGAUGCGAUUGGGUCCAAAAAUCUAAGAUCUGAGCCAAAUUACACUGAUCUUAGUGGGUUCAUGGCUGCCUCAUCGGCAUCACCAAGGACUCAACAGCUGUUCACCAACCAACAAUCACAUAGUAGAGACAGUUUUCCAUUGUUGCAGGUCCCUCAAGGACCAGAAAGUUGGAACCAAUGCUCGGUUUCCGUUACAAAUAGCCAACUAAACAACAAGAGCAAGACGGUGCGUAAUCCGAAAAAGAGAAACAGAGCUUCUAGGCGUGCGCCAACAACUGUUAUGACCACAGAUACCACCAAUUUCCGAGCCAUGGUUCAAGUGUUCACCGGGAUCCCCGAGCCACCCUUCACCUCCUCACCUUUUCAAGGAGCUAGGCUCGAUCUAACCCAUUUCGACCCUUUAUCACCUCCUCAUUAUCUUUUACGACCAUUUGUUCAAAAACUCAGCCCUCCACCUCUUCUUAGCUCAUCGAUGGCAGACACUAUAGUUUCUAAUCCUAGAACUAACACCAACAGCAGCAGCAACAACACUAGGUCUGGUUCAACCUCCAUCAACUACCAACUACCAUCCGAGUUAGGCCAUUUAAAGCAGACUCAGAAUCUACUCAACAUCAACAUGCAAAACCCGAUUCUUAACUUUCAACCUCUCCUUCAAACCCGUCCAAAAUACCCACUUUCAGGUUCAAACAUUACCGGAACAAAGUCACACGAGUCCUUGGAUGUUCGUUCCGAGUUUGGUUUGAGCCAAGGCCAUGCCAAUACCAGCCUCGCCGAGCUUCAAAACAUGGUAUCUUCAAAGGAACAUGAUCAGAGUCUCCUACGUUCCAUGAACGGGAAAGUGAGCAACUUAUCGGAUUUUCACGGGGAUGAAGAACCGGAACACGUGGCUUCGAGAAGUGAAGGUAUGGUGGAAUCAUGGAUAUAUUCAUCAGAUUAG